CUCUUAGAGGAGAUUCUACCCAAUCUGGAUUAGCUUUCCAAACGCGUACAACAGCUCGAGACUCUUGAGACGAAACAACGGAGGUGUACUCCCAUCUCAAUUCCUCCGAGAGCACAGGCUCUUUAGCUUCGAAAGUCUAUCUCGAUAUGUACUUAAAGCUGGUGAAGUCUUCUUGAUUUUUUCUCUUACCACAACACACAAUCCACUUUCAUUCUUUACCCAACUUACCUCUUCGGUACAUUUUUCACCAUGAAGCUCGCUACACUCUUUUUCGCCAGCGCGGCAUCGCUCGCUCUGGCAGCGCCUGCGGCCACAGUCCAGAAACGCGCGGAUUACUGUGGGCAGUGGGACAACGCUGUCAAUGGCCCAUACACGACUUACAACAACCUGUGGGGCCGUCGCGAUGCCACUUCAGGCUCGCAGUGCACCGGAGUCGAUGGGUUCAGCGGUAACACCAUCAAGUGGCACACCAGCUGGUCUUGGGCUGGCGGGCCUGGCAAGGUCAAGUCCUACGCCAACGUCGUCACAAAGAUCUCCCAGAAAGCGAUCUCAUCCAUCAAGGCGCUUCCCUCAACCUGGUCAUGGGCGUACAGCGGAUCUUCCGUUAUCGCCAACGUAUCGUUCGAUCUCUUCACCUCCUCCACUGCGGCAGCCAAAGCCGAGUAUGAAGUGAUGAUCUGGGUCGCCGCUCUCGGUGGCGCCGGACCCAUCUCCUUCGAUGGCAAACCCAUUGCGACCAUCACGCUGGCUGGCAGCAGCUGGAGACUGUUCAAGGGAAAGAACGGUGACGUGAACGUCUUCAGCUUCGUCGCGGUAAAUGAAGUUAGGAACUUCAAGGGCGACCUCAUGGAGUUCCUCAACUAUUUGAUCAACAAGCAGGGUCUGCCCAAGACGCAGAUUCUACAGUCGGUCGGCGCGGGCACAGAACCCUUCUCCGGCUCCAACGCUAAGCUUACCGUCUCUGGUUACACCUUGUCGCAAAGCUAGAUUGCGAACACAUGACUAAGAUAGUUGAGGUGGGAUAGGAGACGGGCAAGGUGCGGAAAUGAGAGCGCGCAGAGGGGACUAGAGUGAUUCUACUGUACAUAUUAUACAAACCACUUAUAAACCCAAU
Molecule: messenger RNA, 1114 nt
Organism: Cucurbitaria berberidis CBS 394.84
Lineage: Eukaryota; Fungi; Ascomycota; Dothideomycetes; Pleosporales; Cucurbitariaceae
Product: glycoside hydrolase family 12 protein
Exons: 2
Coding region: 250-987 (245 amino acids)
Biological process (GO): polysaccharide catabolic process
Molecular function (GO): cellulase activity
Source: RefSeq, a predicted model, not a curated record